UGUGUUAUUUUGUGCGUGAGUGGAUGAUUCUCCUCCGGCAUGAUGGAUGAUCCGCCGGCGGCGUCGUCUAACACCAAGCGCUUCCCCGCCGGCAUUGGAUCGAUGCCCUGGGUCCAAUCGCUCAAGAAAUAUGUGGGAUCCGGCGCGGGUCUGGGCUCCGAGGCGCUCAUGGAGCUCGAGACGAAGAGAAUUCUUCUCGACGGGUACAAGGAGCAGCAGCAAAGAACUCUACAGAAGGGAACCAUUCCAAGUUUUUACAAAAGGAAACCUUCUGAGGGAUCGAUUGGUGCCAAAGUCCAGCAUUUGGCGAGAUUCAGGUUUCUGAAGAAGCAAGCAGAGAUGCUGUUAAAUGCUGAUGAUCUCGAUGCUCUGUGGGUUUGUUUACGCGAGAACUGUGUCAUUGACGAUUCCACUGGAACUGAAAAGAUGAAUUACGAGGAUUUUUGUCACAUUGCAUCCCUAUGUAACGAUCAAAUCGGACCAAAGUGCCGACGGUUCUUCUCGCCAUCAAACUUCAUGAAGUUUGAGAAGGAUGAAUACGGUCGAAUUGCCAUUCUACCGUUCUACUUGUAUGUUAUGCGAACUGUAUCUUUGACACAAGCGAGGAUUGAUAUGAGUGAGCUUGAUGAAGAUGGAGACGGGCUUUUGCAGCCACCGGAAAUGGAGGCAUAUAUUAGAGGACUUUUUCCUAAUUUGGCUCAACUUCGAGAUAUCCCGGUUCCAUUCUUGUCUAUGUAUUGCCGAAUCGCUGCGCGUAAAUUUUCGUUUUUCUGUGAUCCUCAUCGUAGAGGAAAACUAUGUAUAAAAAAAAUACUUCUAAGUAACUGUCUAGCUGAACUCAUGGAACUACAUCGGGAAAACGAAGAGGAAGUUUCCGAAGGAGAACAUACAGAAAACUGGUUUUCUCUUGGCAGUGCUCAACGGAUUUGUGAUGUCUUUCUCGCGCUGGACAAAGAUAUGAACGGUACAUUGAGCAAGCAGGAGCUUCAAGACUAUGCCGAUGGCACAUACACUACAAUAUUUAUUGAACGAGUCUUUGAUGAACACGUCAGAAGAGGAAAAGGAGGUGGUGGGAAAGCUCGAGAAAUGGACUUCGACAGCUUUCUGGACUUCGUCCUUUCUCUAGAAAACAGAGACACCCCGGAGGGCCUCACUUAUCUCUUCCGGUGCCUUGAUCUCCAAAACCGAGGAUUUCUUUCAACGGGUGACGUACACACUCUCUUCAGGGACGUGCACAAGAAAUGGAUCGAAGGUGGAAACUACGACCUGUGCAUCGAUGAUGUGAAAGACGAGAUCUGGGACAUGGUGAAGCCGAAAGAUCCUCUCAAGGUCACACUCGCCGACCUCUUGGCAUGCCGGCAAGGAGGCACUGUAGCCAGCAUGCUGGUGGACGUGAGAGGCUUCUGGGCUCACGACAACAGGGAAAACUUGCUACAGGACGAGGAAGAGACUGAAGAGGAAGAGUAGGAAGAUGGUUGACAGAAGCGGGCAGCGACUGUUUGUACCACAUCAAAUACGGAAAGCCACAGACAGAGAUAUCAUCCUUGCAUGCUAAGAACAGGGCUUCGUCCUUACGGUUGUUGCCAUUCAGUUGAUGCGGUUUACAAUCUUUUUCCGCCUCGAAUCACUCGUGAGCACAUGGAACGGGACAAGCCAAGUCAAUUUCGUGGUACUUAUGCUUCAAAGUUUCUGAUCUUAACGCUUUGGCUCCAGUUUUUCCAGGAAUUCCAACCAGGCUCGCUCGCUCGCUGUUCACAAUCUGGAAAGCCAAUGUGCCGGACAGAUCGAAAUAAAUGAAACGCUGCCGAAAAGCUUGGAGCGAGCAACGAACUUCACUUUCUCUCUGGUAAGCAGCGUAAAGUUCUUUCCGGUCACUAUCGUCAGCAAAGCAGUAGCAGUAGCUAGCGGGCGAUCUGAUCAGCGCUGAGAGUAGCAGGGGCGAUUCAUCGAUUGCUCGCAAAGUGCUCGCUUGCGACAGCGCACCACUAAUCUCUGCUUGAGCUGCCAAACAGGAAAAGAAAGAGAAGAAGAAGAAGAAGAAGAAAAGAUUAAAAGUGACGAGCAAAGUGCUUUGCUUGACAUCCCAGCAACCGGUCUCUCGAAGAAAUAAAAAAUGCGUGAGUUUGCCCA
This is a messenger RNA of Selaginella moellendorffii, 2130 nucleotides long. RefSeq names its product probable serine/threonine-protein phosphatase 2A regulatory subunit B'' subunit TON2. The record is from RefSeq and is a predicted model, not a curated record. Gene Ontology annotation, cellular component: centrosome; spindle. Gene Ontology annotation, molecular function: calcium ion binding. The coding region runs from base 40 to 1467 and encodes 475 amino acids. Gene Ontology annotation, biological process: regulation of dephosphorylation; microtubule cytoskeleton organization; cortical cytoskeleton organization. Lineage: Eukaryota; Viridiplantae; Streptophyta; Lycopodiopsida; Selaginellales; Selaginellaceae. The transcript is spliced from 13 exons.